Molecule: messenger RNA, 1062 nt
Organism: Aspergillus calidoustus
Lineage: Eukaryota; Fungi; Ascomycota; Eurotiomycetes; Eurotiales; Aspergillaceae
Source: the annotation of a GenBank genome assembly
AUGCGCCUCCUCGACCUCCCCAACGAGAUUCUAGGGCCAAUCUUCCAAUGGAUCGGGCAGGCCUUCUUCAAAGACGACUUCUGCAGAGUACUAAUCUGCAAAAGAUGGUACACAUUCGCGAUCCGCGAGUGUCUACGAGAAGUCAAAAUUACCCCGAACAAGAUAUACAGACUCCUUCACUCCAGAACAAAAGAGCAAAUCAUACAACUCUUACAAAGCCACGCUCACGAAAUCCAUUUCACGACUCAUGAUUUCUACCCAUUCCAGGCGGAGGAAACCGAAGACGAAGACACGACGCUGGCGCCACUCAAGCAAUGGGUACGGUCCUUGCACAACCAGGGCAUCCGAGAUCUCCUUCCGAUAUUAGCUGGGUGUACGUCUUUGCAGAAUCUGUCUUUCAGGACGUGGCGUGGCGUCUACGGGCUUUAUGCGGCUAGUGAGCAGGAUAUGGGCGAGAAAUAUUGGCUUACAACUCUGACAGAGGAGUUUACUAUUUCGUCGGCGAUUGUUGCGGAUGUUCUUUCUGUUGGGUAUAUGCAUAGUCUGGCGUCCCUGGAGCUGGAUCUCAGGGGCUGUGAAUGUGUUGCAGCUAGUGAGGAGGGCAAGCUCCCGAUUCAUCUAUGCCCUUCAGUAGCUGGUCUUCUUUCGCAAAAACAUAUGCGGCGUCUUUCAAUAUGCGUACACAGCGUUUGCCCUGAUAUCCUGCAGCCUGUGUCAAUAUCAGAACCAGAAAAGCCAGGAAUCUGGGUCGAGGAGUUUGUCCUCAACAUCACGCCUGACAUUGGAAAACAUUCUCAGCUUUGUUACGGGCAGACUGGCGAAGAAGCAGUCCCCUUUGUCUUUGAGCAACUCGCUAGAAACCUGCUCUCUCAAAUGGCCCGCCCGAAAAUCGUCCGGGUGGUCUCACACGACCACCCAACUCCCGAAUCCAUAGACAUCGCCUACUACCUCCGCGUGUACGAUGCCAUAGUUGAUGAAGCAAGACUCGCCGAAUGUGUCCCCUGGACUGGCGAGCCGCUCAGUCUACGCUCGUUUAAGCGCCCACUGGAGGAUCUCUUUUAA